UCUGAACGUUUUCUCUGCCUUUAUGGGUUUAAUUAUUUUGAGUGCAUUUUUAAUUAGCUUACGUGUCCGUACUUAGUGAUUUUACUCCGUCCAUAUAAUGGCACUGAAUAAAAGCGAAGUAGUGACGGUGGAUCCAGAGAAGGACUUACAAGCUCUUUUUGACAGUGUUUUAAAGCCAGAUUCCAAAAGAAACGUACAAGUACCGUGGCAUAAACGCAGACUUCCUGAUUCAUUUUUUAAUCCACCGACAACGGGAUCAAAAUCAAUAAACCACUCUCGUGAUAGUUCAGUGGAUUCUUCUUGUGGAAGUAAUACAUCUACUACAUCUGUAAGUUCCGCGUGUACAAUACCUAUUCACCAAAGAGCUCACAGCUCUCCAGCAUCUUUUCAAGAAACAUACAUGGAGCAACAGCCAUUACAGCACAUGAAACAGAAGUCACACGAUGUAAGUAAGAAAUCAAAAGUUAAGAAUCGUUUACCUUCAGGAUGGGAACAGGGUCGAACUCGAGAUGGGAAGAUUUAUUAUAUCAACCAUAACACACGGACAACUACAUGGGACCACCCUACAAAUUCUUUAGCUGCUCAAACAGCUUCCAAAAAACAUCAUAGUGCCGAACAGCUUCUGUCUACUCGCCAAUUAUCUUCUAAUCCAUUUUAUUAUAAUACGGUUGUCCAAAACAGGAACUUAGAGCAUUUACCUGACGGAUGGGAACAGGCAAGAACAUCUGAAGGUGAAAUUUAUUUUAUGAAUCACAAAACACGUACGACAUCUUGGGAAGAUCCUAGAAUUUCUUCACGCCAAUCUACGUCGGACGGGAAGUACGCGUUGCCAGAGCUUUCACGCGCACUGCUUAAGCAAAAACAUCAAAAUGUUUUAAGACAACAUGAAGAUUCAAUUUCUUCACUAGAUCCUAGAAUCAUAACACCUACACAUUUCCAACAACCUAGCUCAGAAGAGAAUGGAAAUGAAUUUAGUUCCCAGCUACCUUCUGCUCAGCAACUACGAUUGCAGGAGCUUUAUCUGGAACGAGAAAGACUCAGACAAAGACAUGAAUAUAUAAGGGAACAGGAAAAUAUGAUGACUGCUUUAGUACACUCGUUUUUACCUGAUAUAACAGAUCGCCCAGAAAAAGAGGAUAUUAGAGGAGCUGUGCCUCCAGUUUCCGAAGCCUUACAGCCAAUUAUGGACGUCAGUAGAGAAUGUCAAAAUAUGGAUUCUUUCGAUAUACCCAUGUUGGAAGAUGACGUGAGCUCUACAGAUGAUUUGGAGCCUACAUUUCGCCCAAACGAAGAGGUUUCUAUGACAAAUGUGGUGGAUGCAAAAUCAUACUUAUGGUUGUGAGUUAUAAUGUAUAAGAGCAGUUUGAAAUUGUUUAUUGUUUUUUAAAAGAUUUUCAUUUACUUAUAGCCCGAUCAUGG
Molecule: messenger RNA, 1419 nt
Organism: Diabrotica virgifera virgifera (western corn rootworm)
Lineage: Eukaryota; Metazoa; Arthropoda; Insecta; Coleoptera; Chrysomelidae
Product: transcriptional coactivator YAP1-like
Exons: 1
Coding region: 98-1342 (414 amino acids)
Biological process (GO): hippo signaling; positive regulation of transcription by RNA polymerase II
Cellular component (GO): nucleus; cytoplasm
Molecular function (GO): protein binding; transcription coactivator activity
Source: RefSeq, a predicted model, not a curated record